AUGAAUUUAUUGUUUCUGGCACUCAGUAUCCAUAAAGAGAGUGAAAAUUCAUGCAUCUCAACUUCUCAUAAUGUAUUUAGCCACACAAUAAAAGGAAAUGAUAAUAUAUGCGAUAUUGACUUUUGCCAAUUUUUUAAUUUGCACCAAAAUGGUAAUGGCGGUGCAAUUUCACUAGAAAAAUCAAUAAAAAGCAUCAAAAUACAAAAUUCAUUAUUUACAAACUGUACAUCAACAGGAAAGGCAGGUGCAGUUUUUAUUAUUUUGGAGAAGACAAUUGUAAACAAAAAUUGUUUUGCAUCAUGCUGUUGUGGAACAGGAAAUGGAUGUGAUGGUUCCACAUUCUAUUCAGAAGCUUCAAAUUGGACUUUCCAUACUCAAAAUUCUUACGAUAAAUGUCCAGCACAUCAUAUUAACUGCUGGUAUGGUAUUUGCAUAUUCUGGAAAGGCGAUAUUACUAGUGAAGACGUCAAUGUUUCAAAUAGUCACGUUUCUUUUGUUUCAGGAUUAGCUCAUGGAGCACCAGUUACAUCUAAAAUACACAGAUACUGUUCUUAUAAUGGAAAAGAAGGCAACUCUCUGACAUUUAUUAAUAAUAUGGAUUUAAUUGGUGAUCACAAGUAUGGAAUCAUAGUUAAAAACGUUGCUUCUACAGGUUUGAUUUAUGUUCAAUCUAGUAUUGCAUUGCUUUCCAAUUUUAUUUUCAAAGAUAAUCAAGGUCCUUGGACUUAUAUGUGCGUUGCUGGAUAUGCAACAUUUCAGGACUGUAGAUUUGAUAAAUCAGAUGGAAAUAAAGGAAAUGCAUGGAAAACUAAUAUUAAUUGCAAUUUUAAUGAUAAUCAAAUUGUUUACAGCUUUGAUAAUGAUGUUUUAUGCCAGAUAGACCACUCUCAAGAAAACAAGGUCAAAAAGCAUAUUAAUCUAGUAUAUUAUCCUCUGAUAUUAGUUGUAUUAUUCUUGAUUUUCAAGUAUUGCAAUCCAAUUGCAUUUUUCAGAAGAAAAAUUGGAGAUAAAUCGAAGCCAAAUUAUUUUAUCAAGCAUGAUCUUGAUUAUUUCAAAGAUGUUGAAAUGGAGAAAUAA
This is a messenger RNA of Trichomonas vaginalis G3, 1077 nucleotides long. RefSeq lists its product as uncharacterized. The record is from RefSeq and is a predicted model, not a curated record. NCBI's taxonomy places the organism in Eukaryota, Parabasalia, Trichomonadida, Trichomonadidae. Bases 1 to 1077 code for a protein of 358 amino acids. The transcript has a single exon.